Molecule: messenger RNA, 4153 nt
Organism: Lucilia cuprina (Australian sheep blowfly)
Lineage: Eukaryota; Metazoa; Arthropoda; Insecta; Diptera; Calliphoridae
Product: dipeptidyl peptidase 9
Exons: 11
Coding region: 542-3934 (1130 amino acids)
Biological process (GO): proteolysis
Molecular function (GO): dipeptidyl-peptidase activity; serine-type peptidase activity
Source: RefSeq, a predicted model, not a curated record
AGAAAUCGCUAAGUUAUCAUCAUUGCAGUAGACAGUAGACAAAUUUUGCAUGCAAAUAAGAAAAAGAAAAUAAAAACUGUGAAAAUUGUUGCAAAUAGCAAGAAAAUACAUUUGAUUUUCAUUCGAUUUUUUCUUUCUUCUUCAAAAUUAUUUACUCAAUUGUGUGUUAUCGGGUGUAAAAGAAACGUUAAAAUAGAUCAACGUAAAAACAAAGAAACAAGAAAGUAGUGGGUCUGCAAUAUGAAAGCUGGAAAUCAAAGAAGGAAUCUCACCAGGAAGAAGUAUUAUUAGACAGUAGAAGAGAAGUAGAAAAUCUGCUAGGACACCCCUGUGCAGUAUCACCCUCAUCAUCGUACAAUAAUUGGCAUUUUUGUGGGUGUAAAAAAAACUAAUUAAAAUAAAAAAGAACUACAAAUUUUUGUUGGAGAACAGCAAGUGAAAAAUCUUUUGGUGGGGUGUGUUUUGUAACACUGGUAUUUUUCAUGAUCCUGUUAAAAGGAAAAACAUUUGAACUCAAAGAAAAACUCGUAUUUUUUAAAUAAUGGACACUACCAUGACGCAGCAACGAAACCGUUUACAGUCGGGUGCCACAACGACAACUAGUAGUUCAACGCCUGCCAUGAAUGUUGGACAAAAUGUUAAUGUAAACACUAGCAGUGCGGUUGGUGGUAAUAUUGGUCAAGGUCCUGCUACACUUUCAAUGAAUGCUGAACCUACGCCACCAAUAGAAGUACGCAGUACCUCUUCUUUUGCCAACCUAUUGGAUGGAUUCACUUCUCGUGUCUCAGGAGAUCGUAGUCAAAGCGCUGCCAGCACUCCUAGUUCGAGCAAUUCCAGCUUGGGUGCAAUAGGUGUUGCGGGAUCAGCGCCUGGAAUUGUACCGGGUGGAGUGGCCAGUGUUGGCUCAAUUUCAAGUUUGACCAGCAUAGGUAAUACAGCUAAUGCCUUCUACUCUUCCAUUGGUUUGGCAUUCAACUCGUUGACAUCACCAAUUACUGCGGCGGCAGCUGCAGCAUCUGCUACAACUGCGGAGGCAGCUGCGGUUGUUGUGGCAGCCGCUUCUGCCAUUUCCAACCAUUUGAGUUCACCAACGAGUACAACUCCACCACGAGAACUAGACGACGAAGACGAGGACUGUGAGGAGGAUGAUGACGAAGAUGAUGGGGAUGAUCGCAAAGAGGUGUCGCCAACAAACAAGAAAUCAUGGACUGAAAUAAAGGCUACUGUAAAUGAAAUACGAAAGCAAUUGUCUAAUUUAUCUAGUAUGGUACCAACAAAUAUACAAUUUCGUACACUGUCCGAUGGACGAGUUCGCUGUUAUUUUCUUAGUACCCCACCCAAUGCCUGGGAAACAACUCUACUCUAUACCGAUAUAAAUCUUUCCAUGGCAUCCCCUACCGUUGAUGAACUAGCAUCGCCUGAUAGUCCCAACGAUAGCGGUAGCAUACGAAUGGGUUCUCCUCCCUCAUCGAAAGCCUCUUCGCCUACUAUGACGUCCGGUAGCUUUAUGGGCAGUAGUGGAGGAUUUAUGGGUAAUUUUAAUAACAGUGGCAUUAAAAGACUUCAAUGGAACAUAGUAUUGCAGCAACCAAUGUCAAGUGUAGCAGCAUCGAUGGGUGGUGGCAAUGUUAGUGUUUGGUCGAGAGAAUUUCAAUUACUGCAAGAACGAAAACGUCUCUCGACUUGGGGAAUCACUUCCUAUGAAUUGCACAAACCAAGUGGCAAAAUUGUGUUUCCAUGUUUUAAUGAUUUGUAUCAGUGUUUUGAUACUGGUUAUAAUACUAGUCCACUCUUCCCUAUACAAUUGCGCACAUGUCCCCAAUGGGCGGCAUUGGAUCCUCAAAUAUGUCCACAAAAUUCCGAUUUAAUUGCCUACAUAAGUGGAUGCGACAUUUGGGUUACCCAUACACUCAGUGGUCAUGAGGAACGUCUAACAUUUGCCCAUGAUGGUCGACGUUCUUUUGCCGAUGAUCCUCUGAGUGCCGGUCUACCAUCGUACGUAAUGCAGGAAGAGUUUAGCCGAUAUCAGGGAUAUUGGUGGCAACCUCAUUCGGACGAUGGCAUAUAUCGUAUUGUUUAUGAAGAAGUGGAUGAAUCUGAUGUAUGCUUAUAUACCUUUCCCUCUGCUCAUUCUAUGCCGGGAGAAAUGGAAGAAUAUAGAUUUCCACGCACUGGCACAGCAAAUGCCAAAUCCAAAUUGAAAAUGGUGCAGUUUGUUUUGAAUGAAUCGUUGCAAAUUAGCGAUGUAUGUAUUAAAGAUUUGUCCUAUUCGUUAUCGGUAGUAUUGCCCUGGCUGGAGUAUAUUGUACGUGUUGGAUGGACACCGGAUUCUAAAUAUGUAUGGAUGGAAGGUAUGGAUCGUAAACAGCAACGUUUGGACUUAUUACUUAUACCUCUAGAUAACUUCUGUGAAACCUACAGUAGUUCAACAUCAUCUCCCUCAGGUUCUACGGAUCACAGUUGGAAAAGUCCUUACUGUCGAACUGUAUCGCCAUUACAGGUUUUAAAUACUCAAGUUUCCGAUACUUGGAUAAAUGUUCACGACUUAUUGCACUUUUUGGAGAUAACCGAUACGACAGUAACUUUCCUCUGGGCAUCAGAAGAGACUGGCUUUAGACACAUCUAUUUAAUAACAUCCAGUCUUUCGGCAAAAACAAUGAAUGGUUGCAAUGAAGCUUCUACAGUGCCACCCAACACCAAUGCUUUCGAUAGUAGUCAACGUUUAAAGUUUCAUGGUACAACUAAUAUGGCCGAUAACCAUGGCGAUAUUAUAGAUGCAGCAACUUUACAUCCAAGAAUUAUAAAUAAGGUGGCUCUUACAUCUGGCGAAUGGGAGGUACUCGGCCGUAACUUAUGGGUAGACAAGGAAAAUCAACUUGUUUACUUUUUAGGACUUAGAGAAACGCCACUUGAAAAACACUUGUAUGUUGUUAGUUUGCAAAGGCCAGAACACAUCAGACAAUUAACCGAGCCAGGAUACUCAUAUCUAGUAGAAUUUGAUGAGUCUUGUCAAUUAAUGCUGCAAGUUUAUUGCAAUAUUCAACGGCUGCCAUCUUGCAAAGUGAUGCGAGUGGCACAAACUUGUCAAAAUGGUGGCGUAAAUGGCAUUCAAUUGUCUCUAAUGGGUUACUUACACGAAGGUGGCAAACCUGAGCCACACUAUUGUCCACAAAUAUAUUCACCUCAACUGCCUUCGGGUGAGAUUGUAUAUGCAAUGGUUUUUAAACCGCAUAACUUUCAACUGGGUGUUAAAUAUCCUACAGUUUUGAAUGUUUACGGUGGACCGGAAGUGCAAACAGUCAAUAACACAUUUAAGGGUAAACAUCAGCUACGCAUGCAUAUGUUGGCAGCUCAAGGAUACUGUGUCGUAUGUAUAGAUUCGAGAGGUUCAAGGCAUCGUGGUAUAAAAUUCGAGGGUCACAUAAGAUGUCGCAUGGGCCAAGUGGAGUUAAAUGAUCAAGUUGACGCUUUAAGAAUUUUAGCGGAUCAAUUGGGUUACAUAGAUAUGAAUCGUGUUGGCAUACACGGUUGGUCUUAUGGAGGAUAUUUAAGUCUUAUGGGUUUGGUGCAUUAUCCCAACAUAUUUAAGGUGGCCAUAGCUGGUGCGCCAGUCACAAAUUGGGAAUAUUAUGAUACGGGCUACACGGAACGUUAUAUGGACUUGCCACAAAACAAUAAACAUGGUUACACUGCUGGUUCGGUACUCAAUUACAUACAUGCAUUUCCCGACGAGGAUAAUCGUUUAUUGCUCAUUCAUGGUCUCAUUGAUGAAAACGUACAUUUCUUUCAUACAUCCCAAUUGAUAAAUGCCUUGAAUAAAGCAAAUAAGCCCUAUACUCUACACAUAUUUCCCGACGAACGGCACUCGUUGAGAAAUCUCGAAUCUAAUAAAAACUACGAGACAAAGUUAUUAUCGUUUUUGCAAAACUUGUAAAUUUAUACUCUCUCUCCUCUAGUCUCGUUAAACGUUUGUGCAGAAAUGAAGGAGAAUGCAGAAAUCAAAUCUCCUUGUUGAAACACAGAAUUAUACAUAUAUUAUGUUUUGAGACUUUGACUUCGUUAAUUGUACAAUCGGAUACAUUUGUUGUGUUUGUUUUUAAUUGCUGCCCCUCUGCUCCUUUAUUUUCCCCUAGUACUACUGCAACAGCAACAA